Messenger RNA from Cladophialophora yegresii CBS 114405, 2064 nucleotides. RefSeq lists its product as uncharacterized. Gene Ontology annotation, molecular function: zinc ion binding; RNA polymerase II cis-regulatory region sequence-specific DNA binding; DNA-binding transcription factor activity, RNA polymerase II-specific. The record is from RefSeq and is a predicted model, not a curated record. Gene Ontology annotation, cellular component: nucleus. Gene Ontology annotation, biological process: DNA-templated transcription; positive regulation of transcription from RNA polymerase II promoter by galactose. The coding region runs from base 1 to 2064 and encodes 687 amino acids. The transcript is spliced from 4 exons. Lineage: Eukaryota; Fungi; Ascomycota; Eurotiomycetes; Chaetothyriales; Herpotrichiellaceae.
AUGCACGAGCUGCCGAAGGAGGAAAAACCGCUGCGAUGGGAAUCGACCCAGCUGCUUAAAUCACUAAUAGAUCUCAAGGCACAAGGAACUGUGGAUACCGUCCGUGAAGAGGCACAUGUCCAGCCACGACACUGUCGGAGCAGUACUGCUAAUUCAGAACGAGAAGAAGGGCGGGCUGGACUCGGGGCCCUCCUGCGGGCUUCAACAGAGAUUCUAGGACGGGACAGUGAGGGAUCUCCGGCGCAAAACUUUGAUGUCUCGUGCUUUAACGAAGGGACAAUCGAUGACUCAGUACAGAACAACGCCGCAGACAACCAGACUUCGCCGGCGACUAGUCCAUCCGAAUCGCAGGAUUCCCCGGCCUUCUUUGGGGAGUCCUCAACUUUUGCAUUCGUCUCAAAGGUCCAAUCGAAUGCCGUGCCUCGUCAAGGUCCUGUAUCACGGAACAAGCGUCGGCGCCUUUCAGGCUCGCAAAGCCCCCGAACCCAUAGCCUCGACUCAGGCCUCACUCCAAGGGACGUCGACAACAGCUACGCAUUGCCACCAAGAGAUCUAGCAGACAGUCUUGUCGAUUCGUAUUUCAACCACGUACAUCGUCUCUACCCGUUCGUUCAUGAACCGACUUUCAGAAGUCAAUAUGAACGCAUGUGGAUGCACGAUGGGGAUCAUUCUGAGACGAAAGCGACCUGGUUUGCGUUGCUCAAUCUCAUCUUCGCACACGGAUACGAGUUUCACAAUCCGAUUCAGGGUAGAAGUCCUUCUCACUCGGCGACACAAUUUCUUGUGAAAGCUCGAAAUAUCGCCUUUGCUCACAUCUUCAAGGAGGGUAACUUAGAGCUCCUUCAAGCGCUAUUAUUGAUGUGUCACUAUCUUCAGGGUACCUUGGAACUGAACGAGUGCUGGAGUCUGAGUGGACUCAUGAUCAGAACCUCUAUUAGCAUGGGGCUUCAUCUCAACCCGUCCCCUUCCAUGACGGCUGUGGAGAGGGAGGUUAGGAAGCGUGUGUGGUGGGGAUGCUUCGUGAUCGACCGCACCUUGAGUAUGAAGUUUGGCAGACCACCUUCAAUUCCGGCUGCGAGUGCAGCAGACGUUGAGCUGCCGUUGCCGGUUGACGAUCAAUAUAUUAUGAAUGACUCAAUCAUUCCUCGGCAGCCCGCAAGCUGUCCCUCCCUGACGACUUUCUUCAUUGAGACAAUCAAGCUUGCACAUAUCAUUGACAGUGUUCUCCUGAAGCUCUACCCAUCAACGGGGAGACCAUGGAAUUCGACAAUCAGUCAGUUCCAAAACAAUCACGACCGGUUCCCAGAGAUCUUUGGCCAUGCAGUCCUCCUAGAUGGAGAACUGCUGUCCUGGUGGAACGGUAUUCCGCACCAUUUGAGAGAUGAGCCCAACAGCCCAGACGGCUCAGAUUUUCAACGGCAGCGCAAUGUCAUGUACAUUCGGUAUCUGAACCUUCGGUUACUACUACAUCGUCAAUCAUUUCUUGUUUUCAGCCGACAAGAUAUCGAGGACAAGUUUCAGAGGCAUGUCGCAAUUGCUUCAUGCAACUGUUGUAUCUCGGCUGCCCGCGAGACUAUCAAGCUGAUUUACGCUCAGUAUCGGCGGCGCCUGUUGAACUCUUUGUGGUACAAUCUCCACUACGUCUUCACUGCGAUUGGCGUUCUGUUGACACUACAGACCAUGGAAGGAUGGAAGCUGGAAGCCCUUGGUCAAACCGAGACAGACGAAUUACUGGAAAUGGGUAUGGAAUUCUUGAAGGCAGCCAGCGAUACGAGUACGCUGGCAGCCAGAUACUUGAUUCUGCUGGAGCGCAUUCAGACUCGAAAGAGUGGCCGGGAGACUCCAAUGCCAGGCCCAGUAUCCGGUCAAGGCCAUACGACCCAACUCCUGUCGGAUAACGCAGAUCCGGCACUGCUAGCGGCAGACAGAACACCUUUGCAACGGCCAGACGAGGCUCCAUUUCCAUUCAACUCUGACUUCACCGAUUUCGACGACUUGCUCUUUGGAACGGGUCUCCCAAGAGACCUGCUGUCCGCUGAUUGGUCGAUCUUCGAAUCAAUUUGA